AUGGACAAUUACCUUAUACACUCAAGUUCAGCUCAUGAUAAAUAUCCUGCAUCAUCAUCUUCCACCUUUUCGUCAAUUUCGAUUUCAACAACUACAGAUGCUUCUUCAUCUUCUAUUUCUCAUAUUUAUACAACAACUAGUAAAAGUACCAAUAUUUUAUCGUUAUUUCCUUCUUCAUUAUUAGUUUUAGAUUCAACAAAUACAAAAGAUUCAUCAUCGUCGUCAUCUUCUAUUUCUAUGUUGACAAAUACAAAUGUUCCACCAUUAUCUACUUCUCCAUCAACUAUUCUUAAUUCAUCACGUUUUUCAUCAUCAUCAUCAUCAUCUACAUACACAAGUGACAAAAUACGAUUUCUAUUAAAAAAUGAAAAACAACGAUAUGAAGUGAUUUCAAAUAAGGCCAAAUCAGCUAAAGCUCAACAUUGGUCAAAUUUUGGAUUUCCUGCAAAAUUGAACGAAAAAAACUGUGGAACUUCACAUUUAAAAGAACAUUCGUGUACAUCAAAUCUAAUUCAAACAUCUACAACAUCUGUAAUGAAACAGCCAACAGUCGAACAGUGUCUUACAGUUCAGAAAAAUUUAACUACUGAUCAAUCAACAGUUAUUAAAGAUCUUAUCACACGUUGGGUAUGUACUGAUAUUCGUCCGUUUUCUAUUAUAGAAGAUGGUGGACUUAGAUUAUUGAUACAAGAAUGUGUAAAACUCGGAAGUCUUUAUGGUAAUAUAGAUGUUGAUAAUAUUCUUCGAGGUCGAACUACUAUAUCAAACCAUAUAUAUAAACUUGCUGAUGCAUCUCGUCAACAAAUCAAAUUAAUAUUACAAGAACCAUUUGAAAGUGGAUGCUUAUCAAUAUCUCCAGAUUUUUGGAAUGACAAAUAUCGACAAAUAUCAUAUCUUGGUGUUACUGCAACAUUUUUCGAUUCUAAUUACCAUUAUCAUACAAUUGAUCUUUUAUGCCGACCAUUUGAAGGACCUGAUAAAAGUAGCACUAAUGUUUUAACGGUACACCGAUUAAAUAAAGAGAUUCAAGCAGCUAGUGGAAAUGUAAUUCGACAAGCUACGAAUGUUCGUUGGCUUUCUCUGAUCUAUUUAUUAGACAGUAUUCGUACAUCAUACAUGGAAAUAAAAGUUAUAUUAAGCCGCCGAAAAAAUCAGUCACGAUUAACAAUUAUUAGUCAAAUAUUGUUGGAAGAUAUUAUACGAUUUUUAACGCCAUUCAAGUCAGUAUUGAAACUAAUACAAGCAGGAUCAAAACCAACAUUAUACUUAGUAUUACCUUGCACUUUCACUAUUCACAAGGUAUUAAAUUCGUUUGAUGAUUUAUUGGACCACGUAAAGAAAUAUCCAUCAGAUGAAAAAACAAAAAAUAAAUUACAUAAUUAUGUAGAUGAUGAUAAUUGUUUUAGCUGCGAAGAAGAUGAAGAUAAUUAA
Messenger RNA from Rotaria sp. Silwood2, 1431 nucleotides. NCBI's taxonomy places the organism in Eukaryota, Metazoa, Rotifera, Eurotatoria, Philodinida, Philodinidae. The record is from the annotation of a GenBank genome assembly.